This is a messenger RNA of Cryptomeria japonica (Japanese cedar), 1380 nucleotides long. Its product is annotated as putative UPF0481 protein At3g02645. Bases 1 to 1380 code for a protein of 459 amino acids. The transcript has a single exon. The record is from RefSeq and is a predicted model, not a curated record. Lineage: Eukaryota; Viridiplantae; Streptophyta; Pinopsida; Cupressales; Cupressaceae.
AUGGCGCUUGUUGGUUCAAGUGAUGAACUUAUUUCAGACGAAUGGAUUGCUGAAGUGCAAAAGAUAGUUGAAGCAAGAGACGGUGAUGGUAGUGUUUCAGUUGGUACAGAGAGCAAGCGCGUUCCAGAGGUUGUGGCGGAGGCCAAAGCAGACGCAUACGCUCCUCUAAUUGUGUCGCUGGGGCCUUACUACUAUCGCGCCCUCAGGGAUGCUCCUGUCGGGCCUUUGCAUCAUGGCCUCUCCAUCAUUUCCCAGAUGGAAAUGUACAAGCUCAAAUAUUUCAAGGAUGCUGUGCGCAAUGAUCCAGAACGUAUUUGCGAGUUUCUCGAAAAUACGGUCCAGCCCAACAAAUCUAAAUUGGAGCAGUUUUACAACUGGAAACUGGAUACGCAGGAAGACUUUCGAAAGUUUGGGUGGAUGAUGAUGGUAGAUUCCUUUUUCCUCUACCAGUUUCUGAAGGAUGCUUGUGAUCAAGCUGGUCAAUCUCGCCUUCCCUCAGCAACGGGAAGCAUAAAGUGUGACAUUGUCAAGUUAGAAAACCAACUUCCUCUUUUCCUUCUCAAUCAAGCUCAUGAUCACCUCACUCUAAACGGUGAUGGUAGCUUUGAUGAGCUCUUGAAGAGGCAGAUGGCUAGUCUGUGUUCGUUUGACAAAUUUGAGUGUUCCUCAGUUAAGAAUGAGGGCGAGGAGAAACAUCUGUUGGCCUACAUGCACAAAUGUGUUUCCUCCUUUCUCCAAAUGGAGGAAGAAAAACACGGAUCCAAUUGCUUCCAGGAAUCUCAGAUUGCCAUUGGAGGGGCCAUUAGCAUAGCAUGCCGUACUUGCUGUUUUCCUCAAGCGAGAGCCGGCCGAAGUGAUUUUAAGAUUAAUGCCAGGAAGCUGGUCAAACAUGGAAUUACGUUGACACCUUUUAUUCUCGGCAAGAGCAUGCAGCAAAUCAGAUUCGACAGGUAUUCCGGCACCCUUUAUCUUCCAAAGUUGACUGUAACUGACAUGUUCACUGAAGUGGUGUUGAGGAAUUUGCUAGCACUGGAGUUCAUUGAGACGAAUCGAGGGACGGUGAUAACACAGUAUGUGGAGCUCAUGAAAAGCCUCAUCGACACAGCCAAGGACGUUAAAGUCCUCAGAAAAUGUGGCGUUAUAGUUCCUGGAAGCAGCAUGAUAAGCGACGACUACAUUGCUGCCAUGUGGAAGGACAUUUGUAAGCCUUUCUUUGCAGCCUCCGUUCAUCCUUCCCUUCAAUUUGAGCAUAUCAAGGAAUCGCUCAACAGAAAGUACUAUAUAGUAAAAGGCAAAGCUGUCUGCCUCGCAAAGGGUUUUUGCUUGGUGCAGACCCCUUUCAAACUAGUCAAGGGAAUAUGCAUGGUUAUGCUAGGUUAG